CUUGCCAGCAGUUACUACUUUAUUAGUGUGCCGCAUGUGUACAGGCUGGUCUGCUGCUAGCUGAAUACUACUGUAUUCAUUAGUCACCCUUGCAAUCUCCUUUUUUGCACUAAAAUGGAACCGAUGCCAAGAGGGGCUUGUGUGAAGGAUAUGAAGUGGUAUGAGAUGCUCACUCCGCUCUACGAGCCGCUUGAGGAGAUAGACUACCAGUGCAACCCUCGCCUCCCACCUCUUCCCACACCAAUCGACCCCGCUGACACGCGGCUCAACACCCUGCCUGUGUUUACAGGAAGUCAGUAUGCUGGCUCAGGUGACUGCUUCGUCCGGGGAGACAAUCUGAUGACUAUGAACUACAGAGCUCCACUGCAUCUAGGUUACAUGCAGCCGGCUCACCUGAACAUUGGGCCAGGUGGUGAUGUCACCAAGCAGUAUGUGGAGAACUAUCACCAGUCAAGCUAUGAGUGGCCUCUCAAUCACCCACAUGCUCCCACUCCUCCACAGUUCUAUGAAAAAGCCAUGUUGAUACUGCCCGAGGGAGCAAGGUUUCCUCCUGCCGAAAUGCCGAGCUUUACAGAUUCCAUCUCCCCCUCAAGAAAGGUCCCGACAUCCAAUAAAAGGAAAAGUGAAAGCCAGGAGGACGAAGAGAAGGUUUACAUUAAAAAGCCACCAAACGCGUUUAUGAUAUUCCGGAAGGAGCAGAGGGAGAAUGUCAUGGCACAGUUGAACAUCCGUGACAGUGCUGUGGCCAAUAAAGUCCUGGGUCACAUGUGGAAAUCGCUGUCGGAGAAGGAGCAAGAGAAAUAUUACCAGCUCGCCGAUGCUGAAAAACGCCUUCACACCCAGCUGCACCCCAAUUGGUCGUGCACAGAUAAUUAUGGGCGAAAGAGGAGGAAGCAGAGGAGCAGAGUGGCUCCUAAGGAAAUCCUCCAACCAAACUGCUGAGGCUCCUACUGUCACUUGACAAACUGUUCUAGUUUUUGACUUAAUCACAAGUCAUUAAGUUCUAUUGACUGAGCUGGAAAGUGCCUCAGCAAGUUCAUUAAUUUUAAACAGGGUCUUAUUAAACCUCGUUAUUAUGAGAGGACAAAAAGUGCAUUUCUAGUCUAUCGUUAUGACUUCACCUCACAUACGUCAGAGCAGCGAUAAUGUGGCUUGACUCCCAUGUUGACAGAAUAUUUAAAAUGAUAAAUGGUCAUAACAUCGACAGAAUGAGUUAGUGUUCACAAGUAAUUUGAUUAUACAUACUGUAUGUUUGUGCAAUGAUAAGAUUUUACAAAAUGGCUUCAUUAUCAUUGGGUUCUUGUACUGUUGCCACUAUUGUGUGAGCGAAUGAUUUCCAAAGAGAAGUGAACAAGCUUAACCAGGCAUGUCCACUUUACAUGAAUAAA
Molecule: messenger RNA, 1388 nt
Organism: Phycodurus eques (leafy seadragon)
Lineage: Eukaryota; Metazoa; Chordata; Actinopteri; Syngnathiformes; Syngnathidae
Product: transcription factor 7-like 1-C
Exons: 8
Coding region: 115-942 (275 amino acids)
Biological process (GO): regulation of transcription by RNA polymerase II; canonical Wnt signaling pathway
Cellular component (GO): beta-catenin-TCF complex
Molecular function (GO): RNA polymerase II cis-regulatory region sequence-specific DNA binding; DNA-binding transcription factor activity, RNA polymerase II-specific
Source: RefSeq, a predicted model, not a curated record